Messenger RNA from Notolabrus celidotus (New Zealand spotty), 3465 nucleotides. It is a transcript of the gene spa17, whose product is annotated as sperm autoantigenic protein 17. NCBI's taxonomy places the organism in Eukaryota, Metazoa, Chordata, Actinopteri, Labriformes, Labridae. The transcript has 7 exons. Gene Ontology annotation, molecular function: calmodulin binding. The record is from RefSeq and is a predicted model, not a curated record. The coding region runs from base 200 to 2533 and encodes 777 amino acids.
GUGUGCCGUUUGAGCCUUCUUAGUAUCCGUACUUGCAACUAACCGUUGCCUAGAAACGGUUAUCAACAAAACACAAUACCUAACACUUUUUGGAAUUGACGUUCACAAGUAGAGAGUACUUUACAGUGAAAACUUCGACAGACGUUCCAAAAUUGUGAUCACGGAAGUUACCUGCCCCAGUGUACCUUAAAAAGAAGACAUGUCAGUGCCUUUCUCCAACACCCACCUACGGAUCCCGCGAGGAUUUGGUACCAUCCUGGAGGGGCUGGCCAGAGAAGUCCUGCGAGACCAGCCUGGAGAUAUUCCUAAAUAUGCUGCACAGUACUUUGAUGCUCUUCUUAGACAACGAGAAGAAAGUGGCAUGGACCCUGCUGAGUGGGCUGCAAAACUGGAGGAUAGAUUCUACAACAACCAUACAUUCAAAGCCACUGGGACCAGUCAAGAGGAGAAAGAACCAGAGGGGAUGCUUUCCAAAGAAAUUUCUUAUGAAUCCCAAAAUGAAGAUGAAGCCAGUGAUUCAGCAGAAGUUUCAAAUCUUUCAUCUUUACAACCUGCUGUCUCUAAAGAGGCAGGUUCGACUGAAAACACAGAAGAAGAACAACAAGAGCAAGAAGUGCAGGAAGAAAAUGAUAUUACAAGGCUCCUGGCUGAAGACAAACAACCAAUUGAACUGAGAGGGGCUGAGGUUGAAGCCCAAACAAUAACUACAUUUGAUGAAGUUGACAGUGCAGCUAAUGAAAAUGAUGGCAGCUUUCUCCCUGACCAUGAUCCACAGCAGUAUGAGUUAGAGCCCAUUGACUUGUUCAGAGGGGCUUCAGGUGUGGAUGUGUGUGCUCAGGAGUUAGAGGAACCUCAGGUGGGUGAUGAAAACAAGACUACAGCUGUAUCUAAGGAGACUAGAGAUAUAGAAGUAGAGGAAAAAGCUGAGGUUGAAGAUCAAGAGGAGGUCUUUCUGUAUUCAGGGCCAGCUGAUGUGGAUAUUUGUGCAACAGAGCUUGGAGGAAUAGAAAAGACAAUAGAAGGAGACACUGUGAAAUAUGAUGUACAUUUUGCGGAAGCAAAAAGCUCAGAACCCCAACUUGAGACAACUGGUGAAGAAACAUUAUUGUUUGAAUCUGACACCCCCAAGGACAAUCAUUCAAAAGCAGAGGCUGAGAUAGAAAUAGCAAAAGUAGAAGAAGAAGAAGAAGAAGAAGAAGAAGAAGAAGAUACUGGGGAUUCUUCAGGGGGAAUACAUGAAAGUUUAGCUCAUAUAGAGGGGGGUUUAGGUGGUAAUGCUGCACCAAAGGAGAAUUCUUUAGUCGAGAUUAGCUUUGAAGAUGUUCCAGAAGCUCAACAGACUAGAGAGGAUGGGGAGAAACAGCCGGAGGAAGCGGAUUCAGCAGCGGUCUUAGAUGCUGCAUUUUCAGAAAUGCAACAGGGGGAAAAUUCUGAGGAGGUUACUGCUGUGGAGACAGACCUAAAUGUAUCUAAUACAGAGAGCGAUAGAGAACCUGAGAUAAUGGUUAUUGAAAAAGAAGUUAACUCCAGAGAAGAGGACAUGGAAAUGCAUGAGAUAUCUGAUAUAAUGAAGGAAAAGUUGAAGAAAAAUAACACCCACUUAAAUGAAAGUGAUAACGAGAGGGAGGACAAAGAUGGUAAAAACAUAUCACCCCUUCAGCUAACCCUGAAGGCAGAUGAAGAGAAGCUUGAAGAUGAAACUGAUCAUAAAAAUGAGAAUGAUGAGCUGAUAAGUCAAGGCAAAGUCCUUCAAUAUGAAUUAACAGAGACGGAGAACUCAAAUGAUCCUGAAUUAAAAAACAGUGCAACUCUAGGCCGGCUGGAAAGGGAGGAGGACAGCACACAAACAAAGGAUUGUAGUGAGGAAGAUCCAGAAAUUAAAAAUGCUGGUGCAGAAAAUCUUUCAUCACAAGUAUUACAGUCAAAUGUACCAACUCCUACAGCUGACGCAGAGAGUGAAACUUUGGAAACAAGUGCUCAACUUCUAUUCAAAGAGAUCGAUGAGAGUCCGAGAAAACUCAUAGAGUCCAGGCCAGAAGAUACAGCGGCAGAAAAAGAGGUGUCAUUGAAGGAGGGAACAUCACACACAGAGAAACUUGAGGAGGAAGGAAAGAUGGAUUCUUGUGUACAAGAGAGGAGUGAUGCAGUGUGUGAAGAGGGCAGCACCAGUUAUACUCAGAACGCAGAACGGCUCCCUGAUGACCACCCAGGAGAGGAAAGGCUGUUUGGGUCUGAAAAGGACACCUUGGAGCCUGAAGGCAACAGUAGUAACAAGGAGGAGUGCAGCCGGCCCCAGGAGGAGGAGGACAUCAUGGACAUCCCCCUGGAUGACCCUGAGGCCAAUAGAGCCGCUGCAAAGAUCCAGGCUGGUUUCCGUGGUCACAUGACACGCAAGAAGAUGAAGCCGGAGGACAAAACAGAGGGGGAGGAGGUGAGCAGCACUGGGGAUGUGCUCAAUGGCAGCCAGGGGGACACAGAGACAGGAGGAUCGGGGGCAGUAGAGAGGGACAACACAUCUGUGCCAGAGCAGUGACGUCCCUGUCCUGACCUGGAUGAAGAAAGAAGAGAAAGAUUGGAAGCAAGGUAGCGAGAGAUGGCUAGCAUAAAGCUGGCUGGGCUGGCUUUCAGGCACACCCUUUUUACCCCAGGAGUUUGUUUCUUUUCUUUUCCUUUCCUUUUUUGACACAAAUUAGAGGUGGCGAAUGAAGCAACAAGUUUUGAGGGUGUGUGUUUUGUGUGAAUUUUGUGAACUUUAACACUCCGUCGCUGCUUCCCCAGCAGUCUCAUCAGUGCGGAUGUCUUUGACCCAGAAUUUGCAACUCACUGCAUGUACUUGUGAAACUUCUGGUAGUGUGCUAGUUUUUAGAUGAUGAUCUGUGAAUGUGAAAAUGAAUGUCCUCAUAAUGCUAAACAGGGCUUAUUUUGGAUUGAACAGUUCCGACCAUCCGUGUAUGAACCUUGUAUGCAUCAGCGUUAGACUUUGCGUAAUUAGUGGCUUAAAUUAUUUGUUAUUUUGCAUUGUUCUCUGAUGUGCUUGUAUCUUAACAAUUAUUAUAACCGAUUUGAAUUGCUUACAAAAACGAUUAAAGCAUCAAAAGAGACGUAGCUAUGUAUGAUCUAUUUAUUCUUAUUCACUUAACUCAGAUUAGAACUGCCUUGAUUCAUUUUUUGAUCACAUAAGUUUCACCUUUUCAAGCUUUUUCUAUAAAUCUGAUCUUCCACAACAGUAAGCAUGCAGUAAUUACACUUUUUUUUCCAGAUGCAUUUGGUACAGCCUUACCUUAUGAGGCAUUAGUUCAUUGUGCUCUGUUGUUGUGUUGCAGGGUUUAACUUGUUAAUUCAGGUAUUAAAAAGUCCAUUGUUAGAGUGCAGAGUCAUCAUGCAUUAAAACUAAUGGAAUAGUACAUUGCUGAACUUUGCUGUAGAGUCAUGCCAUUACACUAAUAAAUCCACCUUACACAUACA